Molecule: messenger RNA, 2487 nt
Organism: Encephalitozoon romaleae SJ-2008
Lineage: Eukaryota; Fungi; Microsporidia; Unikaryonidae
Product: karyopherin beta
Exons: 1
Coding region: 1-2487 (828 amino acids)
Biological process (GO): protein import into nucleus
Cellular component (GO): nucleus; cytoplasm
Molecular function (GO): nuclear import signal receptor activity; small GTPase binding
Source: RefSeq, a predicted model, not a curated record
AUGGAUAGAAGAGGAUUGGAGGCAUGUCUAUAUGAAGUGCUGAGGUCCGAUCCCGCUGCAGGAAAGAGGGCCGAAGCAAAGAUCCUGGAGCUGCAAUCAAAUGACUUUGAAAGGUUUAUAUCGAUUCUUGUGGAAGUCUUUGGCGACCUGAAAAGUAAUGAUCAGCUCCGAAUGGUUUCCGGGAUUAUUCUUAAGAACAGUCUUCACGCAAAUGAUCCCGAACUCCAGAAAGGCUGUUUGAGCAGAUGGCUAGGGAUGAGGUGCGAGUCUAGAGAAUAUGUAAAGAACAUGCUUAGAGGGGCGAUGAAAGGCCCCAUUCCAAGGUUCUGUACCAUGGCCGGGGCAGCCCUUGGGCAGAUAGCCAGGAUUGAGAUUCCCAACAAUUUAUAUCAAGGAUUUUUUGAAGAGAUGAAGAGGAUGGUCUGCGAUGAGGAAGCAGUAUGUGGUGUGUGUGAGGCUGUGGGAAUAUGUUGCAGCUAUCUGGUGAAGGAGGCCCCUGACAUCCUUCAGAUGCACAAUACUGCUGUGUUUGAAAUAUGCAUGUAUCCUCUUAAAAGCGGAACCACAAGUAGAGCCAAGCUGUCUGGACUUAAGUGCUUGAUGAACUGUAUGGAAAUCCGGGGGAUAUUUUGCUAUGAAGAGAAUGUAAACAUAUUUCUAAAUGCGACAAUUGGGAUAUGGAAUGGGAAUGAUGAGGAGCUAAUACACAAGCUGAUGAUAUGCUUCAACAGGCUUGUGAUGCUUAAUUACAAGUUUAUUCAGAAGAGUAUAUUGGAGAAUAUGCUAGCACAGUAUUUAGGAAGGUUUUUCAAAUCAAAACACGAUGAAAUCAAGAUUCAAGCGAUUGAAUACUGGUGUAUUUUUGCUGAGAAAGCGGACGAAGAGAUGAUCAACAAAUACAUGCCGGUUGUAUUGCCAGAGGUACUUAACCUUCUUAAGAAAGGCCCAGAUUACUACGGAGAUGUGUGGUCACCACACAAAGCUGCGUCUUCUUGUCUUGAGAUGUACACAGAGCUGAAGGGUGAUAAGAUGAUGAGAAAUGGGAUGGUGUGGGGGUUUAUAGAAGCCUCUUUGAAAUCUGGAUCCAAGAGCAAUGUAGACAUAGGUGCUGUAGCGUUGGGAAGUGUCAUGCACGAAAGAUGUGAGGACUGCCUAACAAAGAUUGUCCCAGAUCUUGUUGCUGGAAUAGAAUAUGAAGAGUCAAAAGACUCCUGUUUGUGGGCAUUAUCUAGGGUGGCUGAAUGCAACUUCUACGCAUUAGUCGAUCAUCUCCCCAUGAUUUUGAACAAGUGUGGAUCAGUUGUUCUGGAAAGCUCCAAAUCUUCGAUUGGAGCUGCAUGGGUAAUGGAUUGCAUAUUCCGUUCUAUAGUAGAUAGCAAAAGAAAGGAGGGAUUUGCAAGCCACAUACCAAAUGCAACAAAGAAAAGAGCAGAUGGGUUUAUCGAAAGCUUCCUGACGAAGCAAUAUUUAGACAUUCUUAAUGUAUUGGUCAAAGGGACAGAGUUAGCAAGCCUGAAUGAUUCAAGCUUGAGGGUUGCAUUGUUUUCUGCGCUUGACGAGCUGAUUCUGAUAUGCCCGCAAACUGUUUUGGACAUUCUUGUUGGGUUUUAUGACUACACAUCGAAAAAGAUUGAUGAGUGUAUAAGUGUAUUAGGAUAUGCCACCCAAGAUCAGCUACUAGUGGUUGAGGAUGUCCUCUCAAAUUACAUAGGGCUUAUUGAGGCAAUAGCGACUGCAAGAGAAAGAGAGGAUGUGGAAGACCUUCUUGAGCUGUUUAUAAGAAUCCUGGAAUCAACUCCAACGAUAGCCUUUGGGGAGGUUUAUACAAGUAUCUCGAACCUUUCCUCAAAGUUCUCUCCACACGCAUCUAAGAUACUUCCUUACAUGGCAAGAGAUAUGAGAUGCACAGAUAGGUUUGUCUUGAGUUCUGUGAUAAAUCUUGUUGGAAGGCUUGCAAACACAAUGGGAACAGAUUUCAACAUUCUUGCAACUGUUCUCACAUCGUCUCUAGUCCAGUGUCUCGGCUCCGAAGCUACUCAUAGAGAUCUUAAGCCGACAAUACUGUCUGUAUUCGGGGACAUUGCACUGGCACUAGAGAGAAAUUUCGAGUCAUAUCUUGAUAUGGUUGUCAUGCUAUUUCAGCAGAUAUCAGAGGUUGGAAGGUAUUCCGACGAAGAGUAUGUGGACAAUCUCCGUAGGAAUGCAGUCCAGCUUGUGAACUGUUCUCUGGUGGCUAUUGGCGACAGUUCAAAAGUCAGAAGUGUUCUGCCCAGGAUCAUUGGGAUAACGCAUAAGAUAGGUGCCGAAGAUGAUAGUGGAAAAGCGAGCAACGACAUCCUUGGACUUAUUGAUGACCUUGUUGGAAUGUAUGGAAAGAACUUUGGACUAGACGAGCCAUGGAUUAAGGACUUUCUGUAUGGAAUGAUGAAAUGUGGUGAUGACCAGAAUAGAAAGAAAGCCAGCAAUGUCCUGGAAAUGCUAAGAUAA